CGACUAUCAGUCUAGAGCUCACCGCCUGACUGAGGAGGUGAAAGUUGCGCUGCGGGGAGAUAAACCGCAAAAAAGACAAUAUUGCGUGUGUAUAUGCGCGGCUUUUUGCRUCGGAUGAGCGGUGCGGGGGGAUUCCUCGCGUUGGAGAAAAAGUAAACAGGAGGAGAGACGGGGGGAAGAAGGAAAAAAAAAAUAUUGGAUUCGAGUUUUGCUCAGUACCGGUGGGGUAGCCUAUACACAGAGACAAGCAGCAGAGAGAGGGGGAAGAAUAUCUGCGCGUGUUUUUUUCCACUUCUGCUCUCAGUCGUCUCGGCGAGUCUAGACUGAAGAUGCUCCUGGACGCAGGACCGCAGUACCCCACGAUAGGAGUCACUACUUUCGGCUCCUCGCGGCAUCACUCAACAGGCGAGGUGGCAGAGAGGGAAGUGGCGCUGGGGAUCAACCCGUUCGCGGAUGGGAUGGGCGCCUUCAAAAUCAACCACAGCUCUCACGACAUUGGCUCUGGACAGACGGCGUUUUCCUCCCAGGCGCCCGGAUACGCAGCCGCCGCUUUGGGACACCACCACCACCCGACCCACGUCGGCUCCUACUCCACGGCGGCGUUCAACUCCACCAGGGACUUCCUGUUCAGAAACCGGGGCUUCGGGGAUGCCGCCGGGGCGCAGCACAGUCUCUUCGCCUCCGGAAGUUUCGCAGGGCCCCACGGACACUCGGAUGCAGCCGGGCACCUGCUCUUCCCGGGGCUCCACGAGCAGGCGGCGGGCCACGCGUCGUCCAACGUGGUCAACAGCCAAAUGCGGCUGGGCUUCUCGGGGGACAUGUACGGCCGGGCCGACCAGUACGGCCACGUCACGAGCCCCCGAUCCGACCACUACGCGUCCACCCAGCUGCACGGCUACGGCCCCAUGAACAUGAACAUGGCCGCGCACCACGGAGCGGGGGCCUUCUUCCGAUACAUGCGGCAGCCCAUCAAGCAGGAGCUCAUCUGCAAGUGGAUCGAGCCGGAGCAGCUGAGCAACCCCAAGAAGUCGUGCAACAAAACUUUCAGCACCAUGCACGAGCUGGUGACCCAUCUGACGGUGGAGCAUGUGGGGGGGCCCGAGCAGACCAACCACAUCUGCUUCUGGGAGGACUGCUCCAGAGAGGGGAAGCCGUUCAAAGCCAAAUACAAACUUGUGAAUCAUAUCAGAGUGCACACCGGAGAGAAGCCCUUCCCGUGCCCGUUCCCCGGCUGUGGCAAAGUGUUUGCCCGAUCGGAAAACCUAAAAAUUCACAAAAGGACUCACACGGGGGAGAAGCCGUUUAAGUGUGAGUUUGAAGGCUGCGACAGACGCUUUGCAAACAGCAGUGACCGCAAGAAACACAUGCACGUGCACACGUCGGACAAGCCGUACCUCUGCAAAAUGUGCGACAAGUCCUACACACACCCCAGCUCCCUCCGGAAACACAUGAAG
This is a messenger RNA of Austrofundulus limnaeus, 1454 nucleotides long. RefSeq names its product zic family member 1 (odd-paired homolog, Drosophila) (gene zic1). Gene Ontology annotation, molecular function: RNA polymerase II cis-regulatory region sequence-specific DNA binding; DNA-binding transcription factor activity, RNA polymerase II-specific. Gene Ontology annotation, cellular component: nucleus. The record is from RefSeq and is a predicted model, not a curated record. NCBI's taxonomy places the organism in Eukaryota, Metazoa, Chordata, Actinopteri, Cyprinodontiformes, Rivulidae. Gene Ontology annotation, biological process: regulation of transcription by RNA polymerase II.